Molecule: messenger RNA, 2091 nt
Organism: Helianthus annuus (common sunflower)
Lineage: Eukaryota; Viridiplantae; Streptophyta; Magnoliopsida; Asterales; Asteraceae
Product: L-galactono-1,4-lactone dehydrogenase, mitochondrial
Exons: 6
Coding region: 100-1893 (597 amino acids)
Cellular component (GO): membrane
Molecular function (GO): FAD binding; D-arabinono-1,4-lactone oxidase activity; galactonolactone dehydrogenase activity
Source: RefSeq, a predicted model, not a curated record
AUGUGUGAGCAUAGUAGGUAAACAAACACACACAGAGUUGUGUUCAUCAUCACUGCCACAACAAAUCAGGUGAAUGCAUCACCGGCAAACUCACCACCAAUGUUCCGAUCACUCAAACUCAAGCGACCCCUUCAAUCCUUCAUCACAAAUCCCCAUAAACCUCAAUUAAAUCUCAUCCGUCCAUUCUCAUCUUCCUCACCACCGCCGCCACCAGACCCACCCCUCUCCGCCACCCCAUCCUCCCAACUCCGAAAAUACCUAGGAUACUCCGCACUCCUUCUAGGCUGCGCCGCCGCCACCUACUACUCAUUCCCAUUUCCAGAAAACGCAAAACACAAAAAAGCCCAACUUUUCCGGUACGCCCCACUGCCCGAUGACCUGCACACGGUGGUUAACUGGAGCGGGACCCACGAGGUACAGACCCGUGUGUUCCACCAGCCCGAGAGUUUAACACAGUUGGAGGAGAUAGUGAAGGAUGCUAAUGAGAAGAAGCAGAAGAUUCGGCCAGUCGGGUCCGGUUUGUCGCCGAAUGGGAUCGGGUUGGCUAGAGGUGGGAUGGUGAAUUUGGCUUUGAUGGAUAAGGUUUUGGAGGUGGAUAAGGAGAAGAAGACGGUUCGGGUUCAAGCGGGUAUGCGGGUUCAACAGGUUGUUGAUGGGAUUAAGGAGUUUGGGUUAACUUUGCAGAAUUUUGCUUCUAUUAGAGAGCAGCAGAUUGGGGGCAUUGUUCAGGUCGGUGCACAUGGUACCGGUGCAAAGUUACCUCCCAUUGACGAACAAGUUAUCAGCAUGAAAUUAGUUACCCCUGGAAAGGGUACAAUAGAAAUUUCAAAAGAAAAAGACCCGGAACUGUUCUACUUAGCUCGGUGUGGGCUAGGUGCGUUUGGUGUUGUUGCGGAAGUCACUCUUCAGUGUGUUGAGAGACAAGAACUCGUAGAGCACACAUAUGUCUCAACUUUGGCAGAAAUCAAGAAAAAACACAAAAAGCUUCUAAGUGACAACAAGCAUGUAAAGUACCUUUACAUUCCGUAUACCGACACUGUUGUAGUUGUGACAUGUAACCCUGUUUCUAAAUGGUGGAGUUCGAACAAAUUUAAACCCAAGUAUACUUCAGAUGAAGCUCUACAGCCCAUUCGUGAUCUGUAUAAGGCGUCAAAAGAGAAAUACAGAGGCCAAUCCGUGACAACUUUAUCUACGUCCAACGAAGAACCGAAAAUUUCUGAUCUCUCAUUUACCGAACUACGUGAUCAAUUACUAGCCCUUGAUCCACUUAACAAAGAUCAUGUCAAAAAGAUCAACGAAGCCGAGGCCGAGUUUUGGAAAAGAUCCGAAGGAUACCGAGUCGGAUGGAGCGAUGAAAUUUUGGGGUUUGACUGUGGUGGUCAACAAUGGGUCUCAGAAACAUGUUUUCCAGCUGGCACUUUAUCGAAACCGAAUAUGAAAGACCUUCAAUAUAUAGAAGAUGUUAUGGCGUUGAUUGAGAAAGAAGAAAUACCUGCUCCGGCUCCUAUAGAACAACGGUGGACUGCUUGUAGUAAAAGUUUGAUGAGUCCAGCUUCGAGUUCGUCGAACGAUGAUAUAUUUUCUUGGGUUGGUAUUAUUAUGUAUCUACCUACAACAGAUGCUCGCCAAAGGAAACGGAUAACAGAAGAAUUUUUCCAUUAUAGACACCUUACUCAAGCGCGCUUCUGGGAUCAAUAUUCUGCUUAUGAACAUUGGGCUAAAAUUGAGGUUCCAAAAGACAAAGAUGAGUUGGCAGCGCUCCAAGCAAGACUAAGAAAGCGAUUUCCGGUAGAUGCGUUCAACAAAGCACGUGCUGAGUUGGAUCCUAAUCAGAUCUUGUCCAAUGCCAUGCUGGAGAAAAUGUUCCCAUUGGAUGAUAAAGUGUCCACAUAAGCAUCAUUCAUCUGGUAUGGAAGUUUAUAAAAAGGAGUAAAAAACGAUAUUUAUUAAAUGUUUUGUACGUUUCAGUAUCUCAUACAGUUUAUGUUUUAUGUAAAACUUGAUUGUUUAUUUUAUUUUAUUUUUUGGACAUUCAUGCUGCCUAAGAUGUGAUACAUUGGAUGGUUGUUUAAUUGUCUUCUUGUUCUCUCA